Messenger RNA from Scleropages formosus (Asian bonytongue), 7931 nucleotides. RefSeq names its product calcium/calmodulin-dependent protein kinase (CaM kinase) II beta 2 (gene camk2b2). NCBI's taxonomy places the organism in Eukaryota, Metazoa, Chordata, Actinopteri, Osteoglossiformes, Osteoglossidae. The transcript has 23 exons. Bases 1136 to 3007 code for a protein of 623 amino acids. The record is from RefSeq and is a predicted model, not a curated record. Gene Ontology annotation, molecular function: calcium/calmodulin-dependent protein kinase activity; calmodulin binding; ATP binding. Gene Ontology annotation, biological process: protein phosphorylation.
UGUGCUGUGCUGUGCUGUACACUCGAGUCUCCUCCCAACGCGUCUGUUAAAAGGACGCGUAACGUCAUACGAAUAAGGUGCACAGCGCUGACCCGCGGCAGCCGUUCGCGACACCAUCUGAGACGCGCGUGGGCUGCGCGGGGCCCCCCGGGGAGCCGCAGUCCGUUCCGGUGGCUGCAGGCGGCCGCUGGCGCGGUGCCACCUUUAUACACAUUUCACUUAUCCAUAAUCAUAUGGUAUAUUAUACGUAAAUGUAUCUAUGUUUUUACAUUAGUCAUUUAGCUGACAGAUUAUAUUAUACAUAUAAUACAUACAUUUAAUAGCAUGAUCCGUUACCUUGUCGUUAAUUGUCAAAAAACUAUUCCGCUAAAAACAUGAUGCAUUGCUGAUUGCAGGGGCGACAGCGCUUCUUACUUUGGUUCAAAUAAUCUGUGUAAUUUUGUUCAAUUUAUUUGCCGUAGAGCGUGAAUCGAUGGGAUUUUUGAGCGGAAGCGGUAAACGGCUCAAAUUUACCCUCCUUCAGGCUUCACGGCGCCGACAAACACACUUUUAAAAAAAAAAAAAGUGGCCGUUUUUAAACGUCUGCCUGAUGAUGCGAUGCCGCGUGUGUCCGUCCGUCCGUCCGUCCUUAGAAGCGCUUGCUGCACUUUACACUUACAGGUUCAAGAAGCGUUACUUCGCCGCGUCGCGCCGCACGUUCGCUUCCACGCGCGGUUAUAAAAAGAACUGCGUUUGCGCGCCGAUGAUGUAUGUCGCCUCGCCGAACGGCUGCCCACGCACGAAGUUACAAGGAGCCCCCGAUUGGUGGCAAUGAUGACCCGCGUGUUCGUGCCCGGAGAGGCUCCGAGCCCACAAGUCACACACACACUGUGUGGUGGCGAGCGCGCGCACUGCAAGCAGCGAACACUGAGCAGAUCGGAUCGGAUCAGAUCAGCUCGGAUCCCCCCCAUCAGCCCUCCGCAGCACCGCGGCACGCGCACACUGACAGACACACUGACACGCACGCACGCACGCACGCACACAGAGAGAGGCGCGCGAGCGCGCACACACCUCAUCCAGACGUACUUAUCGUAGUGUAGCUCGUCGGGAGGCAGAGACGCGAUCGAGCCCCGCGGACGGACGGACGGACGGAGACAUGGCGACCACGACCUGCACGCGAUUUACGGACGAGUACCAGCUGUACGAGGAGCUCGGGAAGGGGGCCUUUUCGGUGGUGCGCCGCUGCGUCAAGCUGUGCACGGGCCAGGAAUACGCUGCAAAAAUCAUCAACACCAAAAAGUUGUCUGCGAGAGACCAUCAAAAGCUGGAGCGUGAAGCUCGUAUCUGUCGCCUGCUUAAGCAUCCCAAUAUCGUCCGUCUCCAUGACAGUAUAUCAGAAGAAGGUUUCCACUACCUCCUCUUUGACUUGGUCACUGGAGGGGAGCUUUUCGAAGACAUAGUCGCCAGGGAGUAUUACAGUGAGGCAGAUGCCAGUCAUUGCAUCCAGCAGAUCCUGGAGGCGGUGCUUCACUGCCACCAAAUGGGCGUGGUGCACCGGGACCUGAAGCCAGAGAACCUGCUCCUGGCCAGUAAGUGCAAGAAUGCCGCCGUCAAGCUGGCCGACUUUGGGCUGGCUAUCGAAGUCCAGGGAGAUCAGCAGGCCUGGUUCGGGUUUGCAGGGACUCCUGGGUAUCUGUCCCCAGAGGUGCUAAGAAAGGAGGCCUAUGGCAAGCCGGUGGACAUCUGGGCAUGUGGUGUGAUCCUGUACAUCCUACUGGUGGGUUACCCGCCCUUCUGGGAUGAGGACCAGCACAAGCUGUACCAGCAGAUCAAGGCUGGGGCUUAUGAUUUCCCCUCUCCGGAGUGGGACACCGUCACCCCCGAGGCCAAGAACCUGAUCAACCAGAUGCUGACCAUCAACCCAGCCAAAAGGAUCACAGCCCAGGAGGCCCUCAAACAUCCAUGGGUCUGCCAACGCUCGACGGUGGCCUCCAUGAUGCACAGACAGGAGACGGUGGAGUGUCUCAAGAAGUUCAACGCCAGGAGGAAACUCAAGGGUGCCAUUCUCACCACGAUGCUGGUAUCGCGUAACUUCUCCGUGGGUCGGCAGACCACCGCUCCGGCUACUGUCUCGGCCGCUGCAGCCGCCGCAGCCGCCGCCGCCGGCACGACUGCAGGGCUGGUGGAACAAGCAGCCAAGAGUCUACUCAAUAAAAAAGCAGACGUCAAGCCGCAGUCAAACAGCACGAAAAACAGCAUAGUCACCAGCCCCAAGGGAAACACCCCUUCUCCUGCUCUGGAGCCUCAGACCACUGUUAUCCAUAACCCAGUGGAUGGGAUAAAGGAGUCGUCGGACAGCAGCAACACCACCAUCGAAGAUGAGGACGUUAAAGGGAAGAACCUAGAUAGCGCGUCAGUUAAGGCUCAGUCCAGCAGCGGCUCUCAGCACGAGGCGGCCCCGCAAAGCCCCUCCCCCGCCGUUUUCUCCUCCAAGCUGACGGACAUCCUGGGCUGUGUGCGCAGGGGCUCGGGCCCCGUGUCUGACGGAGAGGGUGGGGUCAGCAACCCCCCCCCAGCUCCACCCGCCCCAUCCCCACCCCACAACCCCCUCGCUCCCAUGCAGGCGCGCAAGCAGGAGAUCAUCAAGAUCACGGAGCAGCUGAUCGAGGCAGUGAACAACGGGGACUUUGAGGCUUACGCGAAGAUCUGUGACCCUGGUUUGACCUCCUUUGAACCUGAGGCCCUGGGCAACCUGGUGGAGGGGAUGGACUUCCAUAGGUUCUACUUUGAAAACUUGCUAUCGAAGAACAGCAAGCCCAUCCACACCACCAUCCUGAAUCCACACGUGCACCUCAUCGGUGAGGACGCCGCCUGCAUCGCUUACAUCCGGCUGACGCAGUUCGUGGACGGACAGGGCCGACCGCGCAGCAGUCAGUCGGAGGAGACGCGCGUGUGGCACCGCCGGGACUCCAAGUGGCAGAACGUGCACUUCCACUGCUCCGGCGCCCCGGCUGCGCCACUCCAGUGAAGGGGGGGACGUCCGUAGCCACGUUUGACAAGAGAGCCCACCUGGAGAGAGGAAAGGAGGGAGGAGGCGGAGAACGAGUCCCGGGUUGGAGAGCCCUCCCACUCCGGACGCCCGUCCUCGCCCCGCAUGCACAUCUUCUAUUACAGCUACCGCCACCUGCUGGGCUGCCCUUGGUACUGCGCCUGUCAGUCGACAGUCCAGCCGGACCCCCGCACACACCCCGCUUCACCCCGCUGCACAGUGAGAACGGCCCCGCCCGCCUUGCCCCACGCACCCUUCAGCCCACCCCCUGCCCCCGCCAUCAAUAGCCACAAGAGCGCCACAGACCAAGACGUCCCACAGCAGUAGUAGCAGCAGCUGGCAUCUCGAUGAGGAAAAGACUCUUUAAUUAAUGCUCCAGUAUCACAGCCCUCACCGUGUCUGUUUCCUGUUGCCCUUUUCAUCAUGUCAGAAAGGGACUGUGCCACAGUGCACAGGUACCUAUUACUGUAUGUAAAGUUUUCAAGUAAAACAUUAUUAUUAUUAUCAUUAUUAUUAUUAUUAUUAUUAUUAUUAUUAUUGUAGCGAUUGUAUAUUUAAUUGGUACAAUUCAUAUUCUUGAUGCCAGUGGUUUCUAGAGUUUAAGAGAAUUUAAUUGAAACAUUUUUUUCUUUUUCUCUUUUUAAGAAAGCAUGACUUUUUCUAGUAUUCACAGUGGCUGUUUUUUAUCGUGCUUGGAAAAACAAAUCGACUUUGUCAGUUUGGACCUGCUUUUUAUCCGUUCGAGACGAUUCUGGGAAGCCUAGCGUUCAAGUGAGAGUGGGGUUGUUGGCCUUUUUUGGUUGUUGUUGCUUUUCGGAGGUUGCACGUUGCCCGAGAGCGGCCGCUGGCUCGAAUUUCAGCCCCAAGACUCUUCUUUGAGGCUUGACCGGCGCAGGUCUUCUCGCCUCCGGUCGUCUCCUUUUUUUCCGUCCUCCUUAAUCGACUGAAGGUGUGAGACUCGGCUGGGGGGUCGGGGGGGGUCGUUACUUUCUUUAUUAUUGCUUCGUUUUCUUUGUCCUGUGUAUGACGUGUCACGAGGACGAAGUAUCGGUCUCCCAGCGCGGAAGGUUUUGGCCGUCGGAUGACGAGGUUCGAGUCCCGCCAACACGGUGACUGUUAACGUCACCCGUACGCUGCUGCUGUUCUCCGUGCACACAACCCUCCUACGCCCUGCACUACAAAGCUCUGGCUGGCCCUCACUUCUCCAGUCCCUGCACUCCACUCCACUCCACUCCACUCCCAUCCCACAACCCCCUUCCUCCCCCAAAAGUCUGCAGUUUCUCAGUGUUUCUGCCCCCUAGUGGCUCCCCCCGGCAGUGCGAUUGCAUCCAUCUCCCAGUGGGGUCAGGUGUGCAGCAGUCGCCGCCACUUUGGCCUCUGCGGUGUAGCACUUGCAGCACUACGCUGACGACCCCCCACCCCCCACCCCACCUCCACAGCCUCCCAUACGCACUGAAAGUCUUGCUAGAGAUCAGGUGCAGCGUUCGGUGACGGCUCACUAAGCGGGAGGAUGGGAACGCCGCGGAGAUGGCGUCAGCCGGACCCGGCCAGCAGGGUGCUUCCUGCAGGGAAGGGGGUGGGGUCUGAAUUGUACGGAGGGUGCGGUGCUCACGUUGAAAAUGUCUUAAAAGGAGCCACGCAGGGUUUUGCUCCCUCGCCGUGGUACAUGUGGGCUUUUGGCCAAGGGUCAAAAGGUGGACGAAGUGGACAGCGCUGCGACGGCAGGGGCCGCGGCAGAGUGCAUCACGUGUCGGUUUUAGGGCUUUUUGUCAAGGUAGAGUGUGGGCAAGCGAUCGAGUGGACUGACGGAAAGGUCGGUCGAUGGAUUUGCGAACAGCGCAGAGGGAAAUGAAGUGAGAGUAGAGCUCCUGCAAGGCAGCCUGUUGGACCGUUGGGCUGAUGACUCUUCUUGUCGUUAUUUAUUUUGGAAUGCUAGCUCUGGAUUCUUUUUUUUUUUUUUUUUUGUAUUUACUCUUUGGGAACUCGAAGACAUGCUUUUCAUAGCCUUUUUAACAAGUUACUAUUAAUACCGUUGGUUUGCUUCUAAUUCUUGUUUUAUUGUUAGGCGAUGAAAGGUUAGAAUUUGGAAAUGAGAUGCAAAGCGGUUAAGGUGUUUUUUGAGCGGUGAAAGAGGACCGUGAUGCCAGCGGCAGGUGCUCAGGACAAGUCUGAUAAUGGCUGUUAUGGAAAAGCGUCCCUUCGCACAGCACCUGGUAGUUACCUGGGGAAACCGCGGUCAGAUUCCAUCAGCCGUCCUGCAGCAGCACGGUGUUUGUACACCAAUGUGCUGGUAAACGUUGGGUCUUUGGCUUUGGCACAGUGUGUGUGAGUUGUGACAUGAGAGUUGGAUUUUACCCGCAUGUUGAGGGAGAUACUACGGUGCACAGCCACUUUGCACUACAACCACCGAGACCUCACAGUCCCGGGUUCGAAGCAGAAGCGGACUGUUGCUGCCGCUCAGCGGCGUUGGUGAGUCUGUCAGUUAGUCCUCAGGUCAUUUAAUGUGUUUCUUCUAUUACUUACUGUUUGCAUUUAUUUUUUUACAUUUGUGUGAUUUGUGUGUGUGUGUGUGUGUGUGUGUGCGCAUCGGUCACAUCACACUCCCUGUGAAUUUCUUUGAGGUUUACUCUGCUUCAUCUGAGCGCAAAGGGCUGAAGGAGCUUUGCAUGCAAGCAGCACCUUUGUUUGCAUCCGAAUCCCUGCGAGACAGAACUCAUAAGUAGGGGCAAGGAGACGGAUGCGUAUUGACGUUACGAAACUUCUGAAGGUGUUUUCAACGAGUUGGUUCCCUCCUUUCGUUCAUUACAUUUUUUUGUUGUUGUCGUUGUUGUUGAAAUUUUAUUUUUACUUUGUUCUGGCAAAAUGUGAAGUCGUGUUUUGAGUUUUUUGGACCCCCCAUGCUUUGAUUUGGGGAAACAAAAGAUGGACAGAUGCCACAAACCUCUUCCCCUUGGAGACAAGAGACGAAGCAGCAUGUUGCCAAAGUGUUGUUCUUUCGUUCCGUGUGUUUAGCAUUGCAAAUAAUCAUGAAAAAAAAUAAUAAAAAACUAACUUUUAAAAAGAUUAUAUAUUGUAAAACUACAGUUAUCUAGUGAUAUCAUAAAUGGCAUUUAUUUGCAUGACAUUCAACUGGGACAAGUUUUCGGUGUUUUCGAUUUCUUUUGUUUAUUUUUUACUGAAUGCUGGUAAACUAUGAAUCUAUUUAUCUAUUUUCUGAGCUUUGUAAGUGCAUAAAACUAUUUUUGUCUCAAGAUUAUACUUACCAUGAUGACGACGAUCAUGAUGAUGACGAUGAUGAUGAUGAUGAUGAACAUGUAAUGAUUGUACAGCAUGCUUUUGUACAGCGCUCAUUGUUGUCACAGCAGAGGGGGCUCUUCGCACCCGUCGCACUGAAUGGGUCAGCGAAAUGCAGAACAACACCAACCACGGACAUACCGAUCUUAGUAGCAGCUCAGCACUUUCCCUCCACACUUUGCUGAGCUGCAUGUUCUCAUGAACGUGGUUUAACCUUAUUGGUCUUUUGUGACACAGGCUGCGCAUUGACCUUCUUCCAGUCAGCAUCCAGUAGAUGGUACCAGUGUCUGUGGGGAAGCAAAGCAGAGAACUUUUUGGGGUAUCGCUGAGGCCUAGUGCAGCCACACACACACACACACACACACACACACACAAUCAUGUUUACUCGAAGAGGGCCGAGCCUGUAAUUGUUAGACUAGUCGGCAGUCGCCAGUGUGGCUCCGCUGCGACUCAGUAUCGAAUCUGGGCCAAGAUCGAUGAACUGGAUCUUCCUCCGAGCACCGUCUUGCUUCCCUCGUAUGUCGUAGGUGUGUAAGGAAUAAAAGGCAACGGGCCGUGCGGUCGAUGUACAUUUGCGAGGCGACCGUCUCAUAGCCGAGGCUUGUGGCACCACUUCCUUUGAGACCGAAUUUGGGCUUUAGGAUGACAGGCCGUCACCUUUCUGAAGGUCCCGAUCUUUCUCCGGACAAGGGAAAUAACGCAAACGUCUGCUGUCGUCGCUCGAAGGUGCUCGGAAGCUCCGUACUUUGCAAACGUGUUGAGCGUCGCGUGUGAAAUAAACCGUCGGGAGGUGUGUCUGCUGCUCGAUGGGAACUUCGCUCCAAUGAAACGUUUCUUAGAUUCGGUGGUAAAGGCAGCAUUGUUUGGGGGUUUAUUGCAAACGCUCAGCAAGGGGGAGCUACUUCUCAGCUCUGUAGUUUAGGAAGAGUGACAAAAGGCCUCCCAUCCAUCCACAAUUGAGCGUUCAGCUGCACACGUGACGGUACCAUGAACCAGGACGUGUUCCUACCUUAAGAUCAAUGAGCGAUAAUACUGCAUUUUGUCGUGACAUCCCCCCCACCAUAACUCGUCUCUCGAGAGGUUGUAUUUUAAUUCCGGACGUGCUCCGCAGAAUGCCGAUCCAUUGCGUGUUGCCUCCUAUGCACUCUCGCACCGCCGCCGUUACAGACACACUGGCACAGCGGAGGUGCCACACUGGCUGCAGCCUGUCCGGCUGCGUUUGCCCCGCACAGGAAGCGACCAAGAUGUGCACUUUGACGCAGACGCAUCAUCUCACAUCUCGUCAGGUGACGCCGCGCUGCUCUGACAACAGUGAGCCCAUAACUCUUUGUAGUGUUUCUUUAACUCUCUUCCUCGCUCCCCCUCCUUUUGUUGAACUUCUCAUACAUAGUUUCUCUACAGAUGAGCCUUUAUAUUCGUCCGUUUCCUUUCUUCUUUUUUCUCAGCUGGGGUUUCUAUAUAUAUAAGAUGAUGUGAAUCCUACUGUAUAUCUCUCUGAUUCCACUAUGACUGCUCUGUUCUCUGAUGUACUCUGUGUUCUCUAACCCUAAGGAAAUGUGUUAAGAUGUUAUCAAUAAAUUAAUGACUUCAGUACCGAGAUGGUGCCGCA